UAGUUACAUGGCAAUGGAUUGGCGACCGACUGUUCCGUGAAGGAGAGAGAGAGAGAUAGAGAGAGAGAGGAGAGAAAGUGUGACAGUUCCCGAGGACACACCUACAUUUGGCAGAACUGAUCCGUAUUUCUGCAAAAAACAACUGUUUAUAAUAAACAUCUCAAGUUAGUGUCCAAAUUGUUAUUUAGUGUUGUAUACUCAAGAAAUCUUCAAACAUCUAACAAGAUUGCGAGAGUUUGAACGUAGAAUGUUGAAAUAAUUGUGAUAAGUCGGCAAUGUCUCGUCACAGUGCUUGUCUCCUAGUAUUCCAACUUCUCGGCCUGUACAUUCUUCUCACAACGGCUACGAUCAAGGGAAAUCCGUGGGAGAAUGAAUAUAGGCUGUCACAGCAUGUACUGCCAGAACUAUACAACCUAUUAAUUUAUCCAAACCUGGACAAUGGUACUUUCAGUGGUAGUGUGGAAAUAACGCUGAAUGUGACAGCCCCGUGUGACUAUAUAACUCUGCACCAUAAGGGGUUGAUCAUAGAAAACUCUAUAUUAAGUGCAAACCAGGGCUCAAUAAAUCUGGUUAAAAAUGCUUUUGAUUAUCCUAAAAAUGAGUUUUGGGUUGUUCGACUGACAGAAAUGAUCAACCCUGGCACUUAUAGCUUGAAAUUGGACUUUAGUGGGUCACUCACUGGUGACAUUGUAGGCUUUUAUAGGAGCACAUAUAAAGACAUCUCUGGUGAAAGUAGAAACAUAGCAACAACCAAGUUUGAGCCGACUUAUGCUCGGCGGGCAUUCCCAUGUUUUGACGAGCCGGGUUUCAAGGCCAAAUUCAAUGUCAGUCUUGUACGACCAUCAAGUGGAAACUACAUUGCUCUAUCCAACAUGGACCAAGUGAGUGAGGUUGCUAACUCUCCUGGCCCAGGCCUGACGACUGUACAGUUCGCUCGUUCUGUACCAAUGUCUACGUACCUGGUGUGCUUUAUUGUCUGUGACUUCGAUCAUCUGCCACCAAUAAAGAGUAAAAGUGGUUUCGAUGUCUCAGUGUAUGCCAGAAGAGAUCAAAUACGGAAAAUGGAAUACUCCCAGCAGAUUGCUGUUUCCAGCAUCAACUACUACAUUGAUUAUUUUGGGGUUCCUUAUUCACUUCCUAAGUUAGAUCUCAUCGCUAUCCCUGAUUUUGUUUCUGGAGCUAUGGAAAACUGGGGUCUGAUAACUUUCAGAGAAACUAGUAUUUUGUACGAUCCCGACUUUAGUUCAACCUCAAACCAUCUUGGAGUGACUUUAACUACAAAUCAUGAACUUGCACAUAUGUGGUUUGGAGAUUUAGUAACAAUGAAGUGGUGGGAUGAUCUUUGGCUCAAUGAGGGAUUUGCAACUUUCAUGGCUGCCAAAGCCUCCGCUCACAAUCAUCCUGAUUGGGAUAUGGAUACAGUUUUCUUGAUUGAAGACUUGAUUGAUGCUCUGGCGCUGGAUUCAACUCUCAGCUCCCACCCGAUCGUAAAACAUGUCUCACACCCUGACCAGAUAACAGAGAUAUUUGAUCGGAUAUCGUAUGCUAAGGGAGCAUCUGUGAUCCGAAUGCUGGAAGGGUUCAUGGGAGAGGAAAAUUUCCGUGAAGGUGUGAAGGCGUACCUGAUAAACUUCCAGUUCAGGAACGCAGAGACCAACGAUCUGUGGAGCUGUCUACAGCGGUAUUCUACAGUCGAUAAAAACAUCCCGCACGUGAUGGAUACAUGGACACGUCAGAUGGGGUAUCCCGUACUGACUGUUACCCAGGCGGGUGACACGAUAACCCUUACCCAGCAGCGCUUCACCGCUGACCAGAACGCUAGUUAUGAUCCUAACGAGUCACCAUAUAAAUACAAAUGGGAUGUACCAGUUACACACUUUACCUCAGAUAACAAACAAUCCACUCUCAACUGGCUAUUGACGGAACAGCCCUCCUUAAGUAUCAAGAUUGGCAAUGCCCAGUGGUACAAACUCAACUGGCACUUCAUGGGCUACUAUAGAGUCAAGUACCCUCUUGAACAUUGGACUACACUCACCAAUGUACUUAACAAUGAUAUCAAGGCAAUGGAUGCUGCGGACCGAGCCAACCUGAUGGACGACGUGUUCAACCUUGCGGAGAGUGGUCACCUGGACUACAGUGUGGCAUUGUCUCUCACCACGUUCCUGCACCACGAAGAUCACAUGGUGGUGUGGACUAUAGCUGCUAACAACUUGCUGUCUAUUGACACUCACCUGCGACUCACUCCCGCCUACUCCAACUACAGGAGAUACCUGAGAAAAUUGAUCACUCCCCAUUUCAAUGAUUCUCUCUGGAGUUUCCCACUGGAUGCGACUUUCCUUCAAAAGUCACAACAGGUACGCAUGAUUGGACUGGGCUGCAGAGUGGGGGUUCCUACAUGUUUGGACAAGGCCAAGCAGCUGUUCACUGACUGGCUACAGAAUAAUGGUCCUAAACCUCAUGUAGAGAUUAGAAACCUGGUCUAUUACUAUGGUAUCGCAGAGAGUGGAGAGGACGAGUGGGACAAAGUGUGGACACUCUACCUGGCAGAGUCAGACCCCCAGGAGAAAGUCAGGCUCAGGACUGCCUUAUGUGCAGUAAAGGAGCCUUGGAUACUGGCAAGGUUGAUAGAACGAGCUAAAAAUGAGGACUACGUCAGAUCCCAGGACUACUUCAUACUGCUCAGCUCCAUAGCCAACAAUCCAGUUGGAAAUGGUCUCCUCUGGGAUUGGGUCAGGUAAUUAUUGAAGCACUGUAUCAAUG
Molecule: messenger RNA, 2760 nt
Organism: Homalodisca vitripennis (glassy-winged sharpshooter)
Lineage: Eukaryota; Metazoa; Arthropoda; Insecta; Hemiptera; Cicadellidae
Product: glutamyl aminopeptidase-like
Exons: 16
Coding region: 276-2738 (820 amino acids)
Biological process (GO): proteolysis; peptide catabolic process
Cellular component (GO): cytoplasm
Molecular function (GO): peptide binding; metalloaminopeptidase activity; zinc ion binding
Source: RefSeq, a predicted model, not a curated record